AUGGCAGAAUGCUCCUUCAACAUCUUGGAGGCAUUUGUCUCAGUGGUGGGUAUGGGUGAUGACAUCAAUGCCAUCAUUCGCACUUGCCCUGCACCUCGUGAUGGUGAGUCUGAGUUGGCUUGCCAGGUAAACGGUGCCAUCCUGGGUGCUUGGGUGGGCAACCUUGCUGCCAAGCUGGCCUUGGCAGCUUCAGAUUGUGCCUUGAGCCUCAACGUGGAUGCCAUUUGCUCUGCUGGUGUCGCAGGCUUGGUGUCAGCCAUGGGAGAGAUUGCAGCUGGAGCUUCUUUGGGUGUGGCCUGUUCCGGAACUCCGCCACAACUGAGCACCACCAAGGUCAGUGUCCUGGGAGAUCAGACCGUCCGGGACAGCCGACGUUUGCUGAUUGGAGAAGGCGCUGUCGGCAAUGGUGUGCAGUGUGGUGUGGAUGUGGGCAUGGUGGCAGCCAACAUUGCAAACAUGGGUCUUGCCAUCAACAAGGCCGUGAAUGUGAACAAGUGCAAAGCGAGCACCUUUCGCUCACCAUUGAACGUGUUCAAGGGCAUCCCAGAGACACUUUGCACCAUUGACAUUGGUGGUGCUGUGGCGUACAUCGGUGAGGUUGUUACCUUCAUCAAUCUCAUUGUGGUUCACUGUAAGGACUUUCUGGAUGUCAACGCACUUUGUGCUGGCUCCAUAGCUGCGAUCACCACGGGUGCAGCGGCCAUUGUGCCCUACGGCGCAGCAGUGCACGCGGCCUGCGCGAACAACCAUUUCUUGAAGACACCCAAGAGUCAAGCACAGCUUUCGAAAUUGUGGUAUUCCCCAGGCUAUGAUCCUGUGUCAGGCUUGCGUCGACGCUUGACGGAGGAGGAGACGGCUGCUAAGCAACCCUUGAAGGAAAGCUUGUCUCAGAUCGCGGCGAACCGUGAGACUUUGGAGGAGCUGAAGAAGGCGACGGAUGUUCCCAAGCCGGGCAGCACAGAGGCAGACAUGGAGACUCUCUUGAACCUCAUGGGCGGAGAGGACAAGGCGCGUGCCGCCUGGCCAUUUGAAUGCUAG
This is a messenger RNA of Cladocopium goreaui, 1038 nucleotides long. The record is from the annotation of a GenBank genome assembly. Lineage: Eukaryota; Dinophyceae; Suessiales; Symbiodiniaceae.